Messenger RNA from Calidris pugnax (ruff), 2099 nucleotides. RefSeq names its product cell division cycle 123 (gene CDC123). The record is from RefSeq and is a predicted model, not a curated record. The coding region runs from base 104 to 1111 and encodes 335 amino acids. Lineage: Eukaryota; Metazoa; Chordata; Aves; Charadriiformes; Scolopacidae. The transcript is spliced from 13 exons. Gene Ontology annotation, cellular component: cytoplasm.
CGAGAGCUGAGGGAACUAAGGUUCCGAGCGGAGCGGGAGCUUCCGGGAGCGGUGUAGCGGGGUGGGGGUAAACGGGCCGCACCGGGGUCGAGUGAGGGGGAGGAUGAAGAAGGAGCAGGUGGUUCGCUGCCAGUUCUCCGUGUGGUACCCGCUCUUCAAGGCCGUCACCAUCCGCAGUGUCAUACUUCCCCUGCCAGACAAUGUGAAAGAAUAUUUGCUGGAUGAUGGAACGCUUGUGGUUUCUGGAAGAGAUGAUCCACCGAGUCACGCUCAGGAGAGGAGCGACGAUGCAGAGGAAAUACAGUGGUCGGAUGAUGAGAACACUACAACACUUAAGGCACCAGAAUUUCCUGAGUUCACAGCUAAAGUGCAAGAAGCAAUAAGUUCCUUGGGUGGUAGUGUUUUUCCUAAACUUAACUGGAGUGCUCCGAGGGAUGCCUACUGGAUAGCAAUGAACAGCUCUCUGAAAUGCAAAGCUCUCAGUGACAUCUUCCUCCUCUUCAAGAGUUCAGACUUCAUUACGCGUGACCUCACUCAGCCAUUUAUUCACUGUACUGAUGAUUCCCCUGAUCCUUCCUUGAACUAUGAGCUUGUUCUUCGCAAAUGGUGUGAACUAAUCCCUGGUGCAGAAUUCAGAUGCUUUGUCAAGGAAAACAAGCUCAUAGGUAUAUCACAGAGGGACUACACUCAAUACUACGAUCAUAUCUCUACGCAACAUGAGGAGAUCUGUAGAUCAAUACAGGAGUUUUUCAAGAAGCACAUACAGUAUAAAUUCUUGGAUGAAGACUUUGUAUUUGAUGUGUACAGAGACAGCAGGGGUAAGAUCUGGUUAAUAGAUUUUAACCCGUUUGGCGAAGUAACAGACUCCUUGCUCUUCACAUGGGAAGAACUGACCUCCGGGAAAAACUUGAAGGAAGACCAGAGCGAAGGGGAAGCAACAGAACAGGACUAUCCGGUUUUCCGUUGUACAAACAGUAAAGUUACUGUCCAGCCCAGUCCAUACCUGAGUUACCGACUGCCGAAAGAUUUUGUGGACCUUUCUACAGGAGAGGAUGUUCACAAAUUAAUCGACUUUCUUAAACUGAAAAGAAAUCAGCAAGAUGAUGACUGAGGUAUCAAGAAGCAUUACGCUGAAUUACAAGCAAGAAAAGUGGCAGAAGCUAUAUUUAUCAUAACUAUUAAGCUAUUGAUUUAAAGAAAACCUGCUUUUUAUAGUCAACGAAAGAACUGAAGAGCUGUUCAUCCUGUGUGUCGGUUGGUUUAUAUAAAAGUGUAGAAAAGUGUUUUCAGGGAACUGUAAAAGGUCAGGGUGAGUUCUCACUGGAUUCCAGGUUAAAUGCAACUUUUCCAUGGUGCAGGCAACAAUCUGAGUGCAACUGAACGACUGCUUUCCCAUGUCAUAAUGUGAAGGUUGAUGCCAUUGAAGUUUGCCAUCGGACUUUUCUGUGAUAAAUAUGACAACAUUUAAUGCUUGUGCAGUUAAAACAUCGAGCAUUUUCUGAAUUCAGGCACAGUCUUACUUAAAAUAUAGUAUAGUCACAAGGAAAGAAAGGAAUGUACAUUUUUUUUUCUGUAGUAAGCUUUUAAAAUUGUAAAAUAACUUUGUUUUGGGAGCACUUCUCAUUCUUCCUUGAUGUAAAAAAAGAAGAAAAAAAAGUGGAGAAAGUAUGGGUUUUUUCUAUGUUAUGCAGGCUACUACUUCAUUUCGGAGAACAGCUGUAGCAGACUACUUAAGGCUUGAAAAAAUUGCUUUUCAGAAAUUUGAAAUUCUGAAAGCAUUUCAAGUAAAGUAGUAUUUUCACAGGAGCUAAAGCUAUGAAAUUUGUUAAACUUCACCAAAUUUCAUUUCUUUUUUGUAGUAAAGCUUUCUUGAAACUUACUUUUUAACAUCAUUGCAUACCAGACAUCAGCUUUCCUAUAAAUAGUUAAAGAUAACAUCAACCUGUAAUUUUAUAUGUGGACUCAGUCUUGUUUCUUUUGUAUCAUGUCUCUUCACUUUGAAAUGAUUACUCUUUCAGCUUGUAAAAUUCUGUAUUCAUUUGGUACGUCUUCAUGUUCUUUGUAUAAAAGGAAGCUUGACUAAAUUUGGGGAAACAGAA